This is a messenger RNA of Pangasianodon hypophthalmus (striped catfish), 1580 nucleotides long. RefSeq names its product cysteine-rich with EGF-like domains 2 (gene creld2). The coding region runs from base 233 to 1324 and encodes 363 amino acids. The transcript has 10 exons. The record is from RefSeq and is a predicted model, not a curated record. Gene Ontology annotation, molecular function: calcium ion binding. Lineage: Eukaryota; Metazoa; Chordata; Actinopteri; Siluriformes; Pangasiidae.
ACUAAUGCGGAAGUGGAACAGCGCUGGUAGCCGGCAUGAGAGUGAAGCUUUGCAUAUCCAUCAGUAUACAUAGCUGUCCACUAGCGGGUACAGUUUCCUGAUGAUGGAAGCUACUUGUUGACUGGGGGGUUGAUGAUAUAAAACGUUUUGGCUUUGUCUGCUUUUCUUCCUUUAUAGUACCUUUAUGUUAUCAUGAUUUUUGGAGUUUGGUAGUUAGCCAGCUUCUGUAAACAUGCCACUGUCUGACACGGUCAGUCUGCUCUUCUGUCUUCUUUUUGUUUUAUCCCUUGGAUAUGGCCACGCAAAGGAUAUUGGGGCUCUGUGUUCCACCUGUAAACAAAUAACUGACAAUUUCGACAAGGGGUUUGAAAAAACUGCAAAGAAAAACUUUGGUGGUGGAAAUACAGCAUGGGAAGAAAGGAAGCUGUCAAAGUAUGAGAGCAGUGAGAUUCGUCUGGUGGAGAUUCUGGAGGGCUUGUGUGAGAGCAGCAGUUUCGAGUGUAACCACAUGGUAGAAGAAUACGAGGAGCACUUUGAGACUUGGUGGUUCAAGAGGAAAUCAAAGCACCCGGAUCUGCAUAAAUGGUUUUGUAUUGAAACAAUCAAAGUGUGCUGCCCUAAAGGAACAUUUGGACCAGAUUGUAACUCCUGUGUAGGAGGAUCUGACAGACCUUGCCAUGGAAACGGUAAAUGUGAUGGUGACGGGACGAGGGGAGGAAGCGGCAAGUGCACUUGUGACGGUGGAUAUAAAGGCGAGUUUUGCCUGGACUGUGCCGAGAGAUAUUUCAGUGAGGAGAGGAACGACACCUUCUCCUUGUGCAAAGAGUGUCACUCAUCUUGCACGACCUGCACUGGAGCUACUAAUAAGGCCUGCGCGGACUGCAGAGAUGGCUGGGAAGAAGAUGAGGAAGAAGCAUGCAUUGACAUUGACGAGUGCUCCAAAGACCCUCCUCCAUGCAAAGACAAGGAAUACUGCCUUAACACAGAUGGCUCAUAUUCCUGCAGUGUGUGUGACAGUAGAUGUUCAGGCUGCAAAGGGCCAGGACCUGGGAACUGCCUGGCCUGUGCCGAAGGCCACAAGGACGAAGAGGGCACCUGCACAGACGUGGAUGAGUGCGAGCUGCCUGACGCAGUGUGUACAGAGGAACACCAGGAGUGCGUCAACACUAACGGCAGCUACAAGUGUCAGUGCGCAGGUGGCUUCGAGGAGCAAGAUGGAGUGUGUGUUCAGCAAGCACAACCAGAGGACAGUCAGGAAGGACCUGCUGAGGAUACCGAGGACAUCAACACAGAAAAAUUUUUACCAGAACACCAAGACCUGUGAACUGUUGCUGGAGUUCUUGAGUCAGCCACUAGGGGUCAGUAAUGGCUCUGAUCCACCACAUGGUAUUUACUGUAUAUACUUGACAAACUGCACUUAUAUACCUGGGGAACAUGGACAACUCGUUAUUCCGGUGGAAAAUGGGAUGAUGUCAAACCCAGCACUGCUGCUCAAAUGAGAAAAGGCUGUAGUCUGGUUUUUUUAAUCAUUUUUUUUCUUCCUUUAUUUGUGAAGUAAAAUAAAGUCACACCACACUGUC